This is a messenger RNA of Helianthus annuus (common sunflower), 1246 nucleotides long. RefSeq names its product probable F-box protein At2g36090. The transcript has a single exon. The coding region runs from base 51 to 1172 and encodes 373 amino acids. The record is from RefSeq and is a predicted model, not a curated record. Gene Ontology annotation, molecular function: protein binding. NCBI's taxonomy places the organism in Eukaryota, Viridiplantae, Streptophyta, Magnoliopsida, Asterales, Asteraceae.
AUUCUCACUUUCAUCGACAUCAUUAAAAUUCAAAACCACUAAAACCAAAAAUGUCACACACCACCACACACCCUCCAUCAUCCGCACCCAGCGGACUAUCAUUAAUACCCGCAGUCAUACCCGAUACCCAUAUACCACCAUCGUCCACCACCAGCGGACUCUCAUCGGUACCCGCGGAUAUACUCGAUACUCAAAUUCUAACUCGCCUCGACGGCCCAAGUUUAGCUUCCGCCACAUGCGCCUCCACCCUAUUCUCCACCACUCACAACCACCACCACCUUUGGUCCACCAUCUGCCACUCAACAUGGCCCUCCACCGCCACCGAUUAUAUCGCCGACAUCAUUUCGACUUUCUCCGAUAACCGAACCCGAACCGGAUACUACUCUUUCUUCUCCCAAUCCUUCCCUCUACCCACCCCAGACCCCACCACCCUCCCCCCACCCCCACCAUCGUCAUCUCCGGCACCGGAAUUAAUCUCCACCGUCGAUAUCCACUACCGGAACAUCCCAAUUUUCACAAAAACCGAAACAACAACCACUACCGGUGACUGGUUCCAAUUCUCUCCAUUCAGAAUCGAUUUAAUUAACCCGAAGAACGUAUUCACAACACCGGUGAUUCUCUCCGGUGAUGCCACGUGUCCGGCAAUGAUGGAAGAUGUUACAUUAAGUUGGAUAUUAAUCGACCGGUUUAAUAAACGAUCGGUUAAUCUUUCGUCUAUUAAACCGGUCUCGGUGAACCGCCACUGGCUGUCCGGCGAGGUGCAGCUCCGGUUCGGGUCAAUUCUCGCCGGAGAUGACGUGGCGGCGGUGGAGUGCCGGAUAGUGGUGGUUUCCGGUGUGUCGGAAAAUGGGAAUAUGCAGUUGAGGGAGGUGGUGAUGGAGAUUGAGGGUAUGGAUGGAAAAUGUUUAGAUGGGAGGGGUAGUUUGGGGAUUUUACAUAGGGUUAUGGAGGGUAAAAGGGGAAAUGGUGUGAAUAAAGUGGAGGAAGGGAGGAGGAGACAUAGGAGGUACGAGGAGAUGAAGAGAGAGAGUAGAGAGAGGAGAGAGAGUACAGAGAGAAAGUCAAGGGUAGAAGGGACACUAGAUGUUUUGUGUUUGGUUUUUUGGUUGUGUGUUUCUAUUGGUUUAUUUUUUGUUUUGAUUGUUAAAAAGUUUAUAUUAAAAAGAGAUUAAAUGGAAAAGAUAAUAGUUGUAUUGUAUUUUUAAGUAUGGAUAGUUUAUCUUCCUUUUGGGACAAGUAAAUUUAA